GAUGAAUGUAAAGAUCAGGACCUGAAUAAAUGUCAUGAGAAAGCAAAAUGUACCAACACCGAGGGCUCGUACAAUUGCACCUGUAUCGACGGUUACGUUGGAGAUGGCUUUCUUUGUCAAGGUAAUGGUUGCAUUUUUGUCGUCUACUUUAUAACUAUCUAUAUGAUGGUAAAUUAAGUCGUUUUUACAGAGCUCGACACAACUUUUCUUACGUUGAUCAACCAAAAGUGUCUGUUACCAAAAAAGUCGUGAAACUUACGUGCCGUGCAAGAGGUUUGCCUAAGCCGACGUUUUCGUGGAUUACACCUGACGGAACCCUGGUAAAUUCCACGGUAUCAGCUCCGAAUUUUGAAGGCAAUAGUAGCGUUAUAACAGGGAAUAUGCUCCAGAAGGAUGGUUGCCUCUUGAUUUUCUACACCCGUGUGACCGACCAAGGCAUGUACAAGUGUAUCGCGGCUAAUAUCCUGGGACAUGAUAUAGGGAAGGUUAAUCUUACAGUGAGAGAAGGUGAGAUAUCCCUUCCG
Molecule: messenger RNA, 524 nt
Organism: Porites evermanni
Lineage: Eukaryota; Metazoa; Cnidaria; Anthozoa; Scleractinia; Poritidae
Source: the annotation of a GenBank genome assembly